CCGAAUUUCAAAAUUUUGUAGUCAACACAUUUUGACUGUCCCCUCCGUCUGCUCCUUUACUGACCGUCUCAAGUCUCAAGAUCAAGGAGAAAGCGCGCGAAAGCUAGAGCAAAACCCUAGCAAAGCAAUGCCGGAGCUUCCAGAGGUAGAGGCGGCGAGAAGAGCGAUAGAAGAGAACUGUUUGGGAAAGAAGAUCAAGAAAGCUAUUAUUGCAAAUGACUCUAAAGUCAUCGAAGGAGUCUCCGCCUCGGACUUCGAGUCCUCUCUCUUAGGCAAGACCAUCGUCUCCGCUCACCGGAAGGGCAAGAACCUCUGGCUCCGCCUCGAUUCCCCUCCUUUUCCUUCUUUCCAGUUCGGGAUGGCUGGUGCUAUUUAUAUAAAAGGUGUUGCUGUUACACAAUAUAAGAGGUGACAUUGUUUUCCGGUUCUGUUUUGAAGUUAC
This is a messenger RNA of Theobroma umbraticum, 442 nucleotides long. It is a transcript of the gene MMH-1, whose product is annotated as MUTM homolog-1. Gene Ontology annotation, molecular function: DNA N-glycosylase activity; zinc ion binding; DNA-(apurinic or apyrimidinic site) endonuclease activity. Gene Ontology annotation, biological process: base-excision repair. The record is from RefSeq and is a predicted model, not a curated record. Gene Ontology annotation, cellular component: nucleus. NCBI's taxonomy places the organism in Eukaryota, Viridiplantae, Streptophyta, Magnoliopsida, Malvales, Malvaceae.